AUGGCAGAGGAUAUUGAUUUGCAUAGACCGAAGACUCUGCCAGCACGGUGGAUGCGUGAUGAAGGCAUCUUCCAGCUUGAGAAGAGGGCCAUCUUCUCGAAGUCCUGGCUAUUGGCGUCCCAUACUUCACGCUUCACGAAGCCGGGAGACUAUAUCAGCGGCAGCUAUGUCUUCGAUUAUUUCAUUAUUCUCGACCGCGACGGGAAUUUUCAAGCGUUCCACAAUGUCUGCAGGCAUAGAGCAUUUCCGGUCGUGACUAAACCUUUAGGCUCCACCUUGGUCGUCGGAUGUAGAUAUCAUGGCUGGAGCUACAAUGCAAGAGGAGACCUUGUCAAGGCACCAAAGUUUGACACUGUACCCGGAUUUGAUAAGAAGGCAAACGGUCUCUUCAAGGUGCACACGCAUGUUACCCAACAGGGAUUCAUUUUCAUCAACUUCGACGCAUCUCCUAAUCCCGUGGCAUUUGACGACUAUUUUGGACGACUUCCAUAUGAAUGGCGCAACUUUGACAAAAACAACUACACAUAUGCGUACAGUUGGAAGAUUGAAGGAGAUUACAACUGGAAGACGUUCAUGGACGGGUACCAGGAAUGCUAUCACUGCACUGUCGGUCACCCAGGAUUUGCGCAGACGCUCGAUUUGAAUCAAUAUCGAGUCACGCCCCUGCAAAAUGCUGCGCGCCAUGAAGUGCCGAUUGCGAAGACUCGAACGGACAACUCGACUCCACCUGUAAGGGUUACUGUCACCGACACGAUGUGGUAUACAAUGCGCACUGUGCCUAUCUCUGCAACUAAGACCAGGAUGGAAUACGAUGUUUACCGACGAAAGAACGUGUCGUACGAAGAGCUUCGUGAAUUCAUGAAGUUUUAUGAACAAGUCGAGAAAGAAGACUACGACCUUUGCGUCGCCACGCAGCGGGGUCUUAACGCUGGCAUAUACUCUCAUGGCUUCCGUGAGCUUCCUUCCGUGCAUUCCUCGCGAGUAUUUUGA
Molecule: messenger RNA, 990 nt
Organism: Fomitiporia mediterranea MF3/22
Lineage: Eukaryota; Fungi; Basidiomycota; Agaricomycetes; Hymenochaetales; Hymenochaetaceae
Product: ISP domain-containing protein
Exons: 14
Coding region: 1-990 (329 amino acids)
Molecular function (GO): 2 iron, 2 sulfur cluster binding; iron ion binding
Source: RefSeq, a predicted model, not a curated record